Molecule: messenger RNA, 1156 nt
Organism: Ruditapes philippinarum (Manila clam)
Lineage: Eukaryota; Metazoa; Mollusca; Bivalvia; Venerida; Veneridae
Product: DNA repair protein REV1-like
Exons: 8
Biological process (GO): error-prone translesion synthesis; error-free translesion synthesis
Cellular component (GO): nucleus
Molecular function (GO): deoxycytidyl transferase activity; DNA-directed DNA polymerase activity
Source: RefSeq, a predicted model, not a curated record
AUGCUGAGGGCUUUAUGUUCAGUUUUAAGGGAGAACAGUAACCAGUCUGGAGGGAGUUUUCCCCAAUCUAAAGAUAGUAACAUUAGUGAUAUUUCAUUGUCCACUUACGUUAAAGACAGUUCUUUAAAUAGAAUCAGCAGCACAAACAGUGGAAAUGGAGUUUCCUGUGGAAAAACUCAAGUUAAAGAUAUUAGUGAUGCAACUCGAGGGCUACACUACCUAUCUACUUGGAAAGCAGAAUGGAAAAAUUAUGUCAAUGAGCUACAGGUAAAGGAGGUAAUUUUUCCAGGCAGGGAACAACUUAGACAGAUUGUUCAGGAAAGGGCAGUAACUCCUGAUGAACCUUUAUCAAACAAAAGGAGAGGAAAACCAUCAAGAUGUGUGAUGCACAUAGAUAUGGAUUGUUUCUUUGUUUCUGUUGGACUGAGGAAGAGGCCAGACUUGAGAGGUAAACCUGUAGCUGUAACACAUUCCAAGGGUAAAGGUCAAACCCCUGACCCGUUAGCUGAUCCAGUACUGGAGAGACGUCAGUGGGAGGAGAAAAAGUUACAGAGAAGAGGCAAAGGCAAGAAAACAAUUAAACCAGUUGACACAACCAGUUUAGAUGAUGAUAUGAGUUUUCCAGAUCAGUCUGACUCUGAUGAUGAUGUCACAGAUGAUGUCAUCAAUACUGUCAGUGCUGUUACUACGACAACAAUAGAAUCAUUCCACUCAAUGGCUGAGAUAGCUUCUUGCAGCUAUGAAGCAAGGCAGGCUGGUGUUAAGAAUGGUAUGUUUAUGGGUAGAGCUAAGAGUAUAUGCCCAGACCUUGUUACAAUACCUUAUGACUUUGAUGGCUACAAACAAGUCUCUAAAACAUUAUAUGAUACUGUAGCAAGUUUUACACAUGAUAUAGAGGCUGUAAGUUGUGAUGAGAUGUUAGUUGAUUGUACAGAUUUACUGGCAGAUACUGGGAGCCACACCUCUAGAGUUUGCCACACUACUUCGUUCUCAACUCUUCCAACAAACACACAGUGUCCAGCAUCGGCAGGCAUUGGAUCAAGUAUACUACUAGCCAGGAUGGCAACAAGGAAGGCUAAACCUAACGGUCAAUUCUACCUGACAGAAGAUCUUGUAUCAGAUUACAUUAAAUCACAGCCAGUCAAAGAUUUACCAG